AUGAGUCGACAAUCAAACCCAUUCAACAAUGCAAACUUCUGGGAUUUUGUUCAGCACUUUGACCCCAACCAAGCAACUGGCCGCGGAGUAGAUCACCAGACUGAGACUCCAUUUCCCUCUUUCAUGGCCGGUUUCCCCUUUGGUUCGCCAGCUGGCCCUCAUCCUCCUCACCCUCCUCAUCCCCAUGGGCAUGGACAUGGUCCACGAGGACCUCCUCCACCCCCUGAGGCUGACGGCUUCGUCUGGGGUCCUUGGUUCUCCGGUGAAGGUGCUCCCAACAGUCGAACCCAUAAUGAGCAACGCCAGGAGGCAAACGAGACCCAGCAAGCUACCGGAAGUGAGAGCCACGAGUCUGACGAGACCAUGAAUGUCCCUGACCCCGAAGAAGUUGCCCCUGAGGAGAAUCAGUGCGGAGCUCGGCCUGAGUGGGCUGGGCGAGGUCGUGGCCGUGGCCGUGGAGGCCCUCGAUGCGGUCGAGGUCGAGGCCGCGGUGCUUUCCCCCAUGGUCCUCACCAUGGCCCUCAUCACGGCCCUCAUCCUCCCCCUCCUCCUCCCUACGGUGGCCCCUUUGACCUUUCUGGCCUCUUCCGCGGAUGGGGCAACCAUCCUUUCGUUCGCAACAUGCGCGAGCAGUUCCAAGAGAACCAGAACAGGAGCCAGGAGCAAAACACCAACGACUCAUCCGACUCCUCCUUCAACCCACCUAUCGACAUCUUCAACACCGAGAAGUCAUAUGUCAUUCACGUCGCCCUCCCUGGCGCAAAGAAGGAGGAUAUUGGCCUGAACUGGGAUGCUGACCGCAACCUUCUCAAGAUCGCAGGCGUCGUCCACCGCCCUGGCGAUGAGGCCUUCCUCAGCACUCUCAGCUCUGGCGAGCGCAAGGUUGGCAUGUUUGAACGCAACGUAGCUCUGCCGCCCUCGGGAGCAGAUGAGCGCGACGAGGUUGACGGUCUGGGCAUCACCGCCAAGAUGGAGGACGGUGUCUUGGCCAUUACCGUGCCCAAGGCUGAGAAAGAGUGGACUGAGAUCCACAAGAUUGAUAUCGAGUAG
Messenger RNA from Fusarium tjaetaba, 1050 nucleotides. RefSeq names its product heat shock 16. The record is from RefSeq and is a predicted model, not a curated record. Gene Ontology annotation, biological process: response to salt stress; protein folding; response to hydrogen peroxide. The transcript has a single exon. The coding region runs from base 1 to 1050 and encodes 349 amino acids. Lineage: Eukaryota; Fungi; Ascomycota; Sordariomycetes; Hypocreales; Nectriaceae.